Molecule: messenger RNA, 607 nt
Organism: Nicotiana attenuata
Lineage: Eukaryota; Viridiplantae; Streptophyta; Magnoliopsida; Solanales; Solanaceae
Product: 40S ribosomal protein S27-2
Exons: 4
Coding region: 108-368 (86 amino acids)
Biological process (GO): translation; ribosomal small subunit assembly
Cellular component (GO): ribosome; cytosolic small ribosomal subunit
Molecular function (GO): structural constituent of ribosome; RNA binding
Source: RefSeq, a predicted model, not a curated record
CGCAGAAAACCCUAAAAAACAUUCUAGUCGCAUCGUCUUCAUCUCAGCAGUCUCGGAGGCUAAAUAGCUCUACCGCUUUUCCAGGCUUCUCUGUUAACUUCGCGAAAAUGACUCUUCCAAAUGAUGUCGACUUGUUGAACCCUCCUGCCGAGCUGGAGAAGAGGAAGCACAAACUCAAGCGUCUUGUUCAGUCUCCUAACUCUUUCUUUAUGGAUGUUAAGUGCCAGGGUUGCUUUAACAUAACAACUGUGUUCAGUCACUCGCAAACUGUGGUGGUGUGCGGGAACUGCCAGACUGUGUUGUGCCAGCCGACUGGUGGCCGUGCUAGACUCACCGAGGGUUGUUCUUUCAGGAGAAAGGGAGACUAAAGAUGAGAGAGAGAGAGACUACUUGCUUUGCUUUUAGAGUGGAAAUGAAAAGGUUUUGUAUGGGAAACAAAAAGUCAGUUUUGAUGCAAUCCUGUUUGUUUAAUGGUCUUUUUUUAAUUUUUUAAUCUGUAGUCUUGAUCAAGAAAGAACAUGGGUUUUGAAUCUGCAAUGACUUGAUGUUUGUUUUUUAGUAAGUUGGAUUUUCCGUAAAGAUAUCCAUCGAAUUUUUGCUUAUAUUA